AUGGCUUCGGGACUGCCACCAGGAUGGAUAUCUCAAUAUGAUCCAAAUAGUCAGAAAUAUUUUUAUGUCAAUCAAGCAACUGGUGCCUCGCAAUGGGAACCCCCAGCGUCCAUAGGGCCACCGUCUUCUGGACCAUCAUCAGAUUCAGGACUGCCUCCAGGAUGGAUAUCUCAAUAUGAUCCAAAUAGUCAGAAACAUUUUUAUGUCAAUCAAGCUACUGGUGCCUCGCAAUGGCAACAUCCGGGAUCCGUAGGAACACCACCUGCACCACCCUCUGGACAAUAUUCUCAGCCGCAAUAUGGUGCCCCUCAAUCAGGAAAUUAUCCACAAAACACAUAUGGACAACCGCCAAGUGGUGGGUAUGGACAACCUCCGCCAACAGGCUAUAGUGCUUACGGGCAGCCACCAUCCGCUCAAUAUCCCCCUCAAGGUCAAUAUCCACCUCAAGGCCAAUAUCCGCCUCAGGGAGGUCAAUAUCCACCUCAAGGUCAAUAUGCGUCUCCCACAGCAAGCUAUCAGUCACCUCCAGCUAGUAAACAACCUGGUUCUAAACCAUCUUCGGAUCCUAAUAAGAAAGGAGGAUUUUCUGGAUUAGCCUUAGCAGGUGCUGCUGGUGUCGGUUUACUUGGAGGGUUCCUUGCAACGGAAGCCGCUGAAAGCUUUAAAGAACAUCAACAUGAAAAGCACGAGGAAGAUGACAGACGUAGACAUGAAUUUAUGCACCAUCAUGGUGGUCAAAGACCGGUCGAAUCAUUUGAAUCAGAUGGUUUAUUUAAUAAAAAGACAGAAACAGUUUAUGUUGAUAAUUAUGGAAACGAGGAAAUCAUAGAAACAAAAUCGAAUUUAUUUGGCACUAAAACUGAAAUAUUCCGACGUGAUCGCGAUGAUGAUUAUUGCGACUAG
Molecule: messenger RNA, 903 nt
Organism: Dentiscutata erythropus
Lineage: Eukaryota; Fungi; Glomeromycota; Glomeromycetes; Diversisporales; Gigasporaceae
Source: the annotation of a GenBank genome assembly